Messenger RNA from Lycium ferocissimum, 315 nucleotides. RefSeq lists its product as uncharacterized. The coding region runs from base 1 to 315 and encodes 104 amino acids. The transcript has a single exon. The record is from RefSeq and is a predicted model, not a curated record. NCBI's taxonomy places the organism in Eukaryota, Viridiplantae, Streptophyta, Magnoliopsida, Solanales, Solanaceae.
AUGGCUGUCAUUAAAAAGAAAAAUCUGGUUGUUGAUGAUUAUUGCUCUGAUUUGUUCAAACCGGAGACCGUGUUGAAGACAUAUGAUGUACCUGUGGAUCCUCUACCCGACGAGCGUGAAUGGAACGUUCCCAAAAACAUCUUGGAGGAAGUGGUUUUGCCACCAAGAUACAAGAGACCGCCUGGUAGGCCAAAGAAGAGGCGUGAUAAGCCUUUAAGUGAAUUGUUGUUUGGAAAGAGCAGACAUGCUUGCAGUACUUGUGGACACCUUGGGCACAACAGACGUUCAUGUAGUUUUGAGCCUCUAAGGAAGUGA